Messenger RNA from Folsomia candida, 1130 nucleotides. It is a transcript of the gene snf, whose product is annotated as U1 small nuclear ribonucleoprotein A. NCBI's taxonomy places the organism in Eukaryota, Metazoa, Arthropoda, Collembola, Entomobryomorpha, Isotomidae. The coding region runs from base 123 to 833 and encodes 236 amino acids. The record is from RefSeq and is a predicted model, not a curated record. Gene Ontology annotation, cellular component: U1 snRNP. Gene Ontology annotation, biological process: mRNA splicing, via spliceosome. Gene Ontology annotation, molecular function: U1 snRNA binding. The transcript has 6 exons.
GUUCAAAUCCACACAACGCUACACAACUCUUUACCGGUCGGUCAGAGAGUUGCGAAAAAGUGUCAAAUUUAAUUUAACUAUUUAAAUUUAACUUUAAUUAAUACUUAGUUUAAUUUAAUUUAAUGGCAGAAUUUGCUAUUCAACAAGUUGGGGAAAAUGGGGGAAUGGACAUUCGCCCCAAUCACACCAUCUAUAUUAACAAUCUCAACGAGAAAGUUAAGAAGGAGGAACUGAAAAAGUCCCUCUACGCCAUCUUUUCCCAGUUUGGCAACAUCGUCGACAUCGUAGCGUUGAAAACGUUGAGGAUGCGGGGUCAAGCCUGGGUUAUUUUUAAGGAGAUCACCUCCGCCACCAAUGCGAUGAGGUCGAUGCAAGGAUUCCCAUUUUAUGAUAAGCCAAUGCGCAUUUCAUAUGCGAAACAAGACUCGGAUGUCAUUGCGAAGAUGAAAGGAACGUUCAGCGAGCGGCCCAAGAGAUCCAAGGAGGAAAAGAAAAAGAAGAAAUCAAAAGAUGCAGCCAAAAAAGCUGCAGCCACUUUGGGAGGACCAUAUGGUGGAGCUGGUCCUGGUGCCGCUUAUGGACCAAUUGGAGAACAGCCUCCGAAUCAAAUCCUCUUCCUUACCAAUCUUCCCGAGGAGACCAACGAGGUCAUGUUGCAAAUGCUCUUCACCCAAUUUCCCGGUUUCAAGGAAGUACGCCUCGUCCCUGGCCGGCAUGACAUUGCUUUUGUCGAAUUUGAAACCGACAUGCAAGCCACCACAGCGAAAGAUGCCCUCAAUGGAUUUAAACUCACCCCCACGAGCGCGAUGCGGAUCUCUUUCGCUAAGAAAUAAUCACCCUUCCCUUAUCAUGAAUCAUGAUCAACACACUAUUAUUGUUACGAUAAGAUUCUUUUAUAUUCAAACUUAUUACUAGAUAAGUAUCCUUCAUAAAAGUAGAAGAGUCAUGGAGCAUUGCACGGCUCUUAUCUUCUUUUUGUCCUCCUCCAUAAAAUUGUAAAUUCAAUUCACUAAUUCACCUUGUGUUUGGUUUUAACAAUAAAGUGAACGAAAAUGUCACUACCAGACUGGACAAGCUCCAUCCAGUCCAGAUCUGCCGUGAUAUAAGUAUGUCGUGUCGUUAUCAUAAUA